CCUUACUGCGUGAUGCAUGGAUCGGCGAUUGGCCGCGAGAAGGGAAGGAGAAACGCCUUUGUGUAAUCACCGCUUUCUCAUUGGUCGCCUCUGCUGUCCGUAUCCCCGUGUCAAUCGAGGCUGCUCUGUCGUUUAUAUUGACUAAGAAGUCCCCAAAGCGCCUGAACUCUUUGUAGUUGGUUCCCACUUCAUUUGCUUUUUCAGCCCUUUUCCUACGAGAGUUCCAAGGGAACAACUUUAUUGCUUUUCUUCCUGUCACUAUCCAGCAUCACAGAGCAGCCUGGGUAUAAAUCUAUUUGUAUAGCAAGUAUGGAGUUGAACUCUCUGUUAAUCCUCCUGGAGGCAGCUGAAUAUUUGGAAAGAAGAGACCGAGCAGAACAUGGCUAUGCAUCAGUUUUACCAUUUGACAGUGAUUACUCCUUGAAAAAAACCAAAGCAACCUCCUCCAUAUCUAGGAAAUCUCAGAACAACAGAGAAGCACAGAUGGGGCUGACAUUUCCAACAGGGGACUUGCUUAGUUUGCUGGGGAUAGUGAUGCUUUUAAAGGGAUGUUGGCCUUUGAGGUCAUCGCACAAUGAAUUAGAAAAACACAGGCGAGCAAAAUUACGGUUAUAUUUGGAGCAGCUAAAGCAACUCGUGCCUCUUGGGCCAGAUAGCAACAGACAUACUACUCUAAGCCUCCUGAAAAGAGCCAAAAUGCACAUAAAGAAACUAGAAGAACAGGACCGAAAAGCUCUUAAUGUUAAGGAACAGCUUCAGAGAGAACAUCGCUACCUCAAGCGCCGUUUGGAGCAGCUCUCCAUACACGGGAUGGAACGCAUGCGCACCGACAGCAUGGGCUCCAUUAUAUCCACCGAUUCUGAACAAGAGGUAGACAUUGAAAGCAUGGAGUUCACGCCAGGGGAAAUAGACAGUAUUGGCAGUGACGUUGAAGACCACUACAGUUUGCAGAGCGGCUCCAGCAAUGGUGGAUAUACACAUUCCCUGAGGCUCAAUUCCAGACUUUCAUAGUGGCCUGAACACUGGACCAACUCAGGAUCACCAAGCUGAAGGCACUUAUAAAGAGAAAACAAUGAAAAAAAAAAACUUAAAAAAAGAAAAGUUGCUGAUACGUCAACUGUCACUUGGAAGGGCUGCACAUGCUCAGUCCUAACUAGGAGCUUUUAUUUGCUGAGGCCCCUUGCAGUGUAACCACACCACUACAGAUGGCAACAAGGCACUCUGUUGUAGAAAAAAAAAGAAAAGUACAUUGUGGAACAGGCAGUUUUAGCAUAGGGUAGAGAGGGCAUUUGCCAUAUAGGAGGGGAG
Molecule: messenger RNA, 1308 nt
Organism: Xenopus laevis (African clawed frog)
Lineage: Eukaryota; Metazoa; Chordata; Amphibia; Anura; Pipidae
Gene: mxd4.L
Product: MAX dimerization protein 4 L homeolog
Exons: 7
Coding region: 310-1011 (233 amino acids)
Biological process (GO): regulation of transcription by RNA polymerase II
Cellular component (GO): nucleus
Molecular function (GO): protein dimerization activity; RNA polymerase II cis-regulatory region sequence-specific DNA binding; DNA-binding transcription factor activity, RNA polymerase II-specific
Source: RefSeq, a predicted model, not a curated record